AAGAAAGAAGGCCGUCUUCGAUUUUAUAAACCGAAGUUCAACUAUAUCUUCUGUGAUAUGGAUGGUACACUGCUAAACAGCAAAAGCCAAAUUUCGUCAGCAAAUGCCAGGGCUUUAAAAGAGGCUGUCUCAAGGGGUGUGAAAGUGGUGAUAGCCACCGGAAAAGCUCGUCCAGCUGUGAUAAGCAUUUUAAAGAUGGCAGAUUUAGCUGGAAAAGAUGGCGUUGUUUCAGAAUUUUCUCCUGGGGUUUUCUUACAGGGAUUGCUUGUUUAUGGUAGACAAGGUCGGGAAAUAUUUAGAAGGAAUUUAGAUCCAAAUGUUUGCAGAGAGGCCUGUCUUUACUCUUGGGAGAAUAAAGUUCCUCUCAUAGCUUUCACCAAAGAUCGAUGCUUAACUUUAUUUGAUGACCCGCUAGUUGACUCACUGCACACUGUAUAUCGUGAGCCAAAGGCAGAGAUCAUGCCGUCGGUUGAUCAUCUCUUGGCUGCAGUUGACAUACAGAAAGUGAUCUUCUUAGACACUUCUGCGGGAGUGACCACUACGCUGCGGCCAUACUGGUCAGAAGCAACAAGAGAUCGUGCCACUGUUGUUCAAGCUGUGCCAGACAUGCUUGAAAUUGUUCCCCUUGGGACCUCAAAAGGGAUUGGAGUGAAAAUGCUGCUUGAUCAUUUGGGAAGCACUGCAAAAGAGAUAAUGGCAAUUGGUGAUGGGGAAAAUGACGUUGAGAUGCUUGAGCUGGCUUCUUUAGGCAUUGCUCUUAGUAACGGAUCAGAGAAGACAAAAACUGUGGCUAAUGUAAUUGGUGCCAGCAACGACGAAGACGGUGUUGCUGAUGCCAUCUACCGGUAUGCAUUCUGAGCUUCACUUCAAGUAUGAAAAACUAAACUAGACUAAAUAAUAACCAGGGAAGCAAUCUGUUGCUGCUUUCACCAAAUUAUUAUUAUUAUUAUUUUUCUCUCAAAAGAAACAUUAAAUGAGCUCAGCCAAAGGCGCGUGAAGUUUUAUCAAUUUUUACUCAUUGAAUUAUAUAUAGGAUGAAUUUCAUCUUUGGUGUUUCAUGUGACCGAUGUGGAAUCAUUCAAUUUGUAUCAUAUGAAAUGUUUUCUAUU
This is a messenger RNA of Corylus avellana, 1109 nucleotides long. The record is from RefSeq and is a predicted model, not a curated record. Lineage: Eukaryota; Viridiplantae; Streptophyta; Magnoliopsida; Fagales; Betulaceae.